Nasonia vitripennis (jewel wasp) is the source of this 2197-nucleotide messenger RNA. RefSeq lists its product as uncharacterized. Bases 823 to 1869 code for a protein of 348 amino acids. Lineage: Eukaryota; Metazoa; Arthropoda; Insecta; Hymenoptera; Pteromalidae. The transcript has 5 exons. The record is from RefSeq and is a predicted model, not a curated record.
GCGAGAGAGACGCUCGAGUAUAGUCGAGUUUUAUGUUAGGGGCUUUCAAGAGGGACAGCGCCCUCUGGCAUACUGGAGAGAGAGAGAGAUAUUCUUUACUGCCGCUUAUCCAAUAAUUCCGCAAUGUCCUGCGUUAAUUCUCCAGUGUAAAGCUGGUUUUACGUAUUGGCUAUGCUAUUUUCACGUUGAAUUUAUUUAAUGUGGACCGAGUAGUAUAUUGUGUCAGCGCUUUUGUGUUUCGCGACCUGUAAAUCGAAAUUUUAAAUAUAAACUAAUUGUCAAACGAUUUUUGCCUGUCCCGCGAUAUAUGUAUAAACGUAUAGUGCUCGGCCAAUUUGAAGACAUCAGAUCUCGUACAUUAUAAGCAGCAGCCUGUUCCGAAACUCGGGCGCCAGUUUUUUCUGUCUCUCUCUCUCUCUCUCUCAGACACACACGCAGCAACCUUAUGUAUUUCGGAACGGUUUUCUGUUGAUUGGAUCCUUCAUCAGACGGCCGAAACUUGUCCAGUCCAGCAGUCAGUCGCAGUUGACACUUCCGCUUAACGCGGCUGCAGUGCGCGCUCAUAUGUUUUGAACAUUUCGGCUUUUGUUUACGUGGUAUACCCCCCUGGAUUCACCAAUGCAGUGAACAUUGAAUUUCCGAAACGUUUUUUCUCUGACACUUCGUGCGUGAAAAAAAUAAUUAGAAGAUAAGUACGUCAAUAAGUGAAUAAUAUCUCAUAAAGGGAAUGCAAAGAAGUUGAAGUUUUGGUUCGCUUUAAACGAGAAACGAUAAUAUUUAAAUUCUUUUCUCAACAAGACCGAUUUGUAAAAAGAAACCACAAUGUCAGAUGAAUCAAAUGUAAAUUUCAGCAAAGUUGACACUAAAUUUACAUCUACAGAAGAUGCAAGUGCUGAAAAUCACAGCUCACAGGAUGCAGAAUUAUUACAAGAACUGGGAAAGUUAUGGUUGAUAAGGGUAGGAGUUAUUCCUCUGCUACCAUCGUCCCUGCUUGACAAUCAGAAAUCUGAUAAUGAUGAUAAGCCAAACAUAACUAUAGUAUUCACUGAUUACAGAGAACAUAUGGAUAUGGAGAAAGCCAUUGAAAGGUACAAAGAAAUAUUUAAAAGUAAAACCAUUGCUAUUCAAAUGAAUGAAACUUGUGUCGGUAAACCAAUGAUAGGGGUGGAUAACUUGCCAAUUUUAUCUUUACAACCUUCUGAAAAAGUACAGAUCAGAACGUCAUUUUGUUUCAUUGAUGAAUAUGAAAAUAAAAAUAACUUUUCUGCUGAAAGAAUGUGCGAGGAAUUAAUUCCUGAAUAUGAAGAUUCUAAAAUCAUACUUUUAAUGUUUGGAACUAAUGAUGAAGGUGACAAUAUUGCGCAAGAAGCACUGAAACUUGCUAAAAAAAAGUUGAAGCCUCAUACUUACAAUGUUUGGGGUAGUAAAUGUGAAGAAAUUAUUAAAGAGUUCAAUGCAGCAGAUGAUCAAAUGCCUAUUUGUUUUGGAUUGUCAAUAUGUAGUUCAAACAUCAAAGCAUGGACUUACAUCAAUACAGAUUGCUAUAUCAAAUACACCGAAUUACACAGUAGUUUACUGAAUUUCCGAAGGAAUGUAAAACUUGGUAGUCACAGUUUAGCUUUGGUUGCUGGACCAGCAGAACUAAUGAAUGAUGCUAACAUCCUUAGACUUGAAGUCAAAGAUCAUUUACUCAAGAGUCCUGAUUAUAUGGAAAUAAUCAAAGAGGUUUUUCCAAACGUUCCAUUGAUUGGGGCAUUUAAUUAUGACUGUGACAACGUUUAUACAUCAUCUCCAAACUCAGCAGGAACGUGUUCUGAUAUAUUUGUCUGUGGCAAGCUUAUAUCAUUGCUGAUUAUUUCCUAUGACUAAUUGUAUAGCAGUGUUUUAUAAUUCUCAAUAUUUAGUUGAAAUUUAAUUCUCAUAACGUAAAAAUUAAGUUAAUUCACUUAUUAUUCAUUGCAUGUUAAAAUAAAAUUGUGUUUGUAAUACUGCUGUCGUCGUGAUGGAGCAGUAGUUGAUUUUUUUAAACUGUCUGUAAAAUAAUCAAGACACUGAGAAGUAUGCAUGUUUUCCUGUUUAUUUAUACUAUAGGUUGCAUAUAUCGUUAUACAAAUUUUUUAAUUUUUAUUAAUUAGAUGUAAUAACGUGUACUUUUGUAUAAGAAAAAAGAUUAAAUAAGAUAAUUUUUUAAUUAAAU